AGCAAAGUCAUCCAGAAGAAAUUUGCAAUAUCAACAACAUACCACCAGUUGCAAUAGAGGCAUCGUUUUCGUGUGAUAACUAGAAUUUGUCGGGUUUGCUGAGAGACGGACGCGGAGCCAUGGUUAGGGGAGCGUAUACAUUGUACGCGGUGCUGGUCAUCGCGGCUGGCUUGCGCUCGGCACUGGCUGGCAACGUGGAAGUGCACAUCGACACGAGCAAGGCGGUGGCGACAGUUCCCGAGUACUUCCGUGGCUUCACGUGUGAUUGGUGGCGUCAUAACAACCCUUCCUAUGGCGACGAUUGGCGCAUGGCCGGUAUGCUGACCCUGGAUCUGACCAGCACGCGUCUCAAGAAGAUGUUCACCAACCUGGUGCCGGCCCUGUGGAGAAUUGGCGGCACACCCGAGGACGAGGUGGUGUACGCGAUCGGCAACGCACCGGAAUGUCCGCCGGAUCAGAUCCAGAACUCCACCAACUACCCGGGUCCACUGUGCCUGACACCGGAGCGCUUCAAGGACAUCGUCAUGUUUGCUCACGAGACUGGCGUGCACCUCGCCUUCGGCCUGAGUGGCGCGUACGGACGAGCGAGCGGCAAGGACAACUUCAACUCCACCAACAGUCACGAGCUGCUGAAGUACGCCGCCGCCAACAAGCUUCCAAUAUUUGCGUUCGAGCUGUCCAAUGAGAAGAACGGCUGGGACCCGGUCAAGCUGGGCGAAGACUUUAACACGGUGCGCGGCUACAUCAAUGAGCUCUGGCCAGACGAGGCAACACGUCCUCUCCUUGUCGGUCCCGACACAGCAAGCACGCCGUGGAUGAAGACGUUCUUUGGCACGGCGGGAAAGUCCCUGAACGCGUCCACGUUCCACACCUACUGCAAUGGCUACACCACAUGCGAGCAGACAAUGCUGAAUCCGAAGGUGCUCGACGGUUGCAUCAACGCGGCCGUCAGCACCAUUGAGUACACGCGCGAGGGCAUACCCAGCAAUCCAAACAUGCCCGUCUGGGCCGGGGAGGACGGACCGCACAGUGGCGGCGGGCGGCCCAACUGCACGGAUAGAUUCGCCGACGCCUACUGGUACCUGGAUCACUUGGCCACUCUGGCACUCCAUGGCGUGCAGGCAUUUGCACGGUCCACGAUGGUGGGCGCAAACUACGGCCUGCUGAACCGCACCACAUUCGAGCCGCACCCGGACUACUAUGCCGCGUUAUUGUGGGGGCGGCUGAUGGGAACGUCGCAUCUGAACGUGACGACUGGGAGCGCGGACGGCAUGCUCCGCGCCUAUACAACCUGCAGGAACCGAUCGACGGUCGUGAUCCUGCUGAUGAAUCUGGACACCGAACACAAUCACACAGCCAUGCUCGCACCACCAGCGUCGUCCACACGGGCAAGCUCGGGCAGCACCGCGUAUCAGAUGGUGUAUAUGCUGGCUGCGACGGGAGGCCUGGAAGGAAUGUACGCCGACGACGUCUCAUUCCUGCAGGAUGGCCAGUUCAAGGUGCUCCGGCUUGGUGCGGACGACAGCUUGCCAGACCUGACGCCCACAAAGGAUACCUUUGGUCAGGUGAACAUGCCGCCUCUGAGCUAUGCGUUUGUGGAGUUGGACUCCAACGCAGCCACAUGCAGUGUCUAACACUCCAACACAGCACUGAUACUUUUUUCUUCUUCUUUUCUUUUUUUUUAACGAUGCAACGCAAUAUUGUGGAAAGUACACAACAAUAAGGGACAAGAGGAAAGUUUUACAAUAAUAAUACAGCGCUGAUAAUCCAAUGCAGUAUAUGCAGUAACGUUUGGUACCCAAUUAUCCCAUUAAUACGCUGUAACCUAAUGUCACAAAUGCACUUUCGCUGACUCUGGGUAAUUCUGAUUUCUUUUCUGAAUAGAUUUUUCUGAUUUUUCAAACUUUUAGGAAUCAAUACCCCCAUGAUAGGGCAGGCCCGAAAAUUUGGGGAAAUGUAAAUUUUAAUUUGAAAUCGCAGUGAA
Messenger RNA from Sycon ciliatum, 1984 nucleotides. RefSeq lists its product as uncharacterized. Lineage: Eukaryota; Metazoa; Porifera; Calcarea; Leucosolenida; Sycettidae. The record is from RefSeq and is a predicted model, not a curated record. The transcript is spliced from 3 exons. Bases 120 to 1634 code for a protein of 504 amino acids. Gene Ontology annotation, molecular function: beta-glucuronidase activity. Gene Ontology annotation, cellular component: membrane.